This is a messenger RNA of Eubalaena glacialis (North Atlantic right whale), 1209 nucleotides long. RefSeq names its product LIM homeobox 5 (gene LHX5). Gene Ontology annotation, cellular component: nucleus. Lineage: Eukaryota; Metazoa; Chordata; Mammalia; Artiodactyla; Balaenidae. The transcript is spliced from 5 exons. The coding region runs from base 1 to 1209 and encodes 402 amino acids. Gene Ontology annotation, molecular function: RNA polymerase II transcription regulatory region sequence-specific DNA binding; DNA-binding transcription factor activity, RNA polymerase II-specific. The record is from RefSeq and is a predicted model, not a curated record. Gene Ontology annotation, biological process: neuron differentiation; regulation of transcription by RNA polymerase II.
AUGAUGGUGCACUGUGCUGGCUGCGAGCGGCCCAUCCUCGACCGCUUUCUGCUGAACGUGCUGGACCGCGCGUGGCACAUCAAAUGCGUUCAGUGCUGCGAGUGUAAGACCAACCUCUCGGAGAAGUGCUUCUCGCGCGAGGGCAAGCUCUACUGCAAAAAUGACUUCUUCAGGCGCUUCGGCACUAAGUGUGCAGGCUGCGCGCAAGGCAUCUCGCCCAGUGACCUGGUGCGCAAGGCCCGCAGCAAAGUCUUCCACCUCAACUGCUUCACCUGCAUGGUCUGCAACAAGCAGCUGUCCACGGGCGAGGAGCUCUACGUCAUCGACGAGAACAAGUUCGUGUGCAAGGACGACUACCUGAGCUCGUCCAGCCUCAAGGAGGGUAGCCUCAACUCAGUGUCAUCCUGUACGGACCGCAGUUUGUCCCCGGACCUCCAGGACCCACUCCAGGACGAUCCCAAGGAGACGGACAACUCGACGUCGUCGGACAAGGAGACGGCCAACAACGAGAACGAGGAGCAGAACUCGGGCACGAAGCGGCGCGGCCCGCGCACCACCAUCAAAGCCAAGCAGCUGGAGACGCUCAAGGCCGCCUUCGCCGCCACGCCCAAGCCCACGCGCCACAUCCGCGAGCAGCUGGCGCAGGAGACCGGCCUCAACAUGCGCGUCAUCCAGGUGUGGUUCCAGAACCGACGGUCCAAAGAACGCCGGAUGAAACAGCUGAGCGCCCUGGGCGCCCGGAGACACGCCUUCUUCCGGAGUCCGAGGCGCAUGCGCCCGUUGGGCGGCCGCUUGGACGAGUCUGAGAUGUUGGGGUCCACUCCGUACACCUACUAUGGAGACUACCAGGGCGAUUACUACGCGCCGGGAGGCAACUACGACUUCUUCGCGCACGGCCCGCCGUCGCAGGCGCAGUCCCCGGCCGACUCGAGCUUCCUGGCCGCCUCGGGGCCCGGCUCGACGCCGCUGGGCGCGCUGGAGCCGCCGCUCGCCGGCCCGCACGCCGCCGACAACCCCAGGUUCACCGACAUGAUCUCGCACCCGGACACGCCGAGCCCCGAGCCGGGCCUGCCGGGCGCGCUGCACCCCAUGCCCGGCGAGGUGUUCAGCGGCGGCCCCAGCCCACCCUUCCCCAUGAGCGGCACCAGCGGCUACAGCGGACCCCUGUCGCACCCCAACCCCGAGCUCAACGAGGCCGCCGUGUGGUAA